CGUUCAGCUUCUCUGCCAGCAGGUUGUGCAGCAUGGAACAGCUCAACUCCACUGUGGUCACUUCAAACAUCUCCUCCUCUCCUGUACCUCCACCUCCUCCCUCCUGGGACUCCAGCAGUCUGGUCACUGCGGUGGUGUUGUCCCUCUGCUUCCUGCUGGGAGUUCCUGGAAACACCGCCGUGAUCAUCCUCAAACCAAACAGGCAGCACCUAUCCAAUCUGAGCCAGGCUCUGAUGCUGAAUUUGGCCAUGUCAGACCUGCUCUGCCUGCUCACCCUGCCCCUGUGGAUUUACACCUUUCUGUACAGCUGGACCCUUGGCCUGGUGGCCUGUAAGCUCCUAACAUAUCUCAUGUACUGCAGCCUUUAUGGGAGCAUGCUGACUGUGACGGCGCUGAGUGUCCAGCGCUACCUACAGGUGGUGUACCUGCAGAAAUGCUUGCCCCAGGCAGGAAAGAGGAGGCUGCUGGCUCUGCUCUGGCUGGUUGCAAUGAUCCUGUCCAUCCCUGCGUUAGUGGUUCGACAGCUGGGCACAGACGGGCACUGGACCCAAUGUAAAGCUCUCUACUCUUCCCCGGCCCAGGAGGUGGCCGUGCUGCUGACAGAGUCCCUGGUGGGAUUCGUUUCAUUUUCUCUUGUGGCAUUUGCAUACAUCAGCGUCCACAGGAAGGUGCACCAGGCAGCUUUCUUCAACAACCCACAGACAACCUGGCUGGUCACUAGUAUCAUUGUGACCUUUUUUGCUCUAUGGAUGCCAUAUCUUAUCAUAAAUGUGCUUGGUGUUGCAGCUAUUGCAGCUAAAAGUGAGGGCCUGUUGAAGUUUUGUAUGAACAGCUGGAACAUCGUCGGAGCACUGACAUUUGUGAAUAGCUGCCUGAAUCCACUCCUUUAUGCAUUUGCUUCUAGAAACAUCUGCACCGUGUGCCAAAAAGCUAGACAUAAAUAUUGUUGUUGAUGCAGAAGCUCACCUCUCCAGGAAGUCUAAUCAUUUGAAGGAGUAUGAUCGAUGAAAAGCCACCAGAUAUCAGUACAGAGUGCAGCGCUGCGAAUAUUCUAACGCUUAGAGAAAUUAUUUUUGUUUUUGUGGAAAUGAAAAAAGGUGUUUUUAGUCAAACUAUUUCCCAUAUGGAUACACAGUUUGAGGGUGUGGUUCUCUCAUUUGUCAGUGAUAGUUGUGAUUGAGUUGUGGUUUAAUGAUGAAUUUUGAGGUUAAGCAACAUCUCUCCUCAAAUGAGCUGUUUGCUGAUUACAACUGGUCCUCAGCCAGAGCUGUAGAAAUAGAGGUUUAAACAAAUCGGGUAAAGAAAGAAGAAAAACAAUACAGAAAUGAUAGAUUGUAUGUCAUUUCCAAGAUAAUAACUGACUUCCUGUUUGCUUAUAGCAUUGAUGUUUUACCACAUAUGUUUUAGAGAACUCAACAUGUAUUUUUUUCUUGUGUGUGUUAAUGUGGAUGUGUGUGUGUUGAUGUGGAUGUGUGGUACUAUUGUCCAAAAGCAUUAUCCAGCACUGUGAAAUGCAAUUAUUUUCACUUAUAAUGACAUUGUCUAUUUAAGCAUCUUAGCUUUUAUGGGAAAGAUCCAGUCAGAGGAAGCAACAGUUAAUGAAAAGAGUGAAUAAAUGUUUGUGUUGGAGUGCAUCCAACGAAAGGAUUGACCAUUUGUCUCUAAUGUUUAGGGAUAGACAGACAUAAAGACCUACAAGAGGAAGGAUGAAGAGAGGGGGAGAGUGUGCUGUAUUGACAAUAUAAGCAGAUGUGUAAACUCA
This is a messenger RNA of Dicentrarchus labrax (European seabass), 1762 nucleotides long. RefSeq names its product leukotriene B4 receptor 1-like. The transcript has a single exon. Gene Ontology annotation, molecular function: G protein-coupled receptor activity. Gene Ontology annotation, cellular component: membrane. Gene Ontology annotation, biological process: immune response; G protein-coupled receptor signaling pathway. Bases 33 to 953 code for a protein of 306 amino acids. The record is from RefSeq and is a predicted model, not a curated record. Lineage: Eukaryota; Metazoa; Chordata; Actinopteri; Moronidae.